GGUUAUAGACGGAAAUUCUAAACUACUUGUAACUAAUAAAAUAGAGUUAAGACUAUUAUUCCGACAUGCAAACUACUUAAUGCAAUUUUGAGCUACGAAACGAGGCGUCUGAGGCGAUGUACCCCAGUGGAAGUGACUGCAGUAGCAGUUAUACCGACCAGCCUGGCCAGAGCUACAGCACUGCAAUGGAGUGCAGCCACUGUCCUACAGCAAACCCCAUGUCAGAAGGAUCAUGGGUAGGUCUUGACGUGGUAUCCAGCACAUUACCUCGAGGCUGGGACGACCGAACGUUCAUGGUAGAGUGCAACAUACCAGGACAGGAAACUAUACCUUUAUCCGACACCAUAGUCCAAGAUCCAGACUGUCAGGCUUGUUCGGAAUCACAAACGUCGACUCUAAUUCACCAAAGAGUCACCCCUCCUUCACAUUGGUCCGAAAUGAAGUUCAUGAGAACCCACGAGCCGCAAUGGAGUCCAUGUUGCCUGCCAGACGCCCGUUGUGGAAGACAACAAUGCCUAGAGGAUAGUUUAUCCUUCGUUGAGCGAGAGCCCGUCUGCUGCGAGAUGACGCCGCCGCCCCUGCAGUCUGACAUCAACUCGUUGGUGUGUCCCGAGUUUCCGACAAAUUGCCAGCUCACAACGCUAGCAGAUCAAGAUUCCGAAAUUCUACCUGAAGUUCGUAACAACCGUCGAGGCUCUACACCUCUGCCCCUAACGUUCAUCCCACCCCCACCCACCUCUUCGUCAACGGCUUCCAACCGAUGCAAUUCUCCUUCGUGCUUAAUCAUGUUCCACCGACAUCAGUGCCUUCAUAGCCGGAAUAGAUGUACAUCUCCAGAUCAUUUAUGUUCAUCUAAAUCUAAGCUAGACGCUUUACCUUCUCUUCCAGCCACUCUGCCACAUUCAUUUUCCUACUCACACCAAAAGCUUCAUGAUCACAAUUUAUUGGAAAGAUCAUCGAUGUCACAAGAUUCGUCUCACAGCAUUACGUGUAGCAACACUCAUCUUUCUUCUAACACUUAUUUUAGCCAAAAUACCGACACGAGGCUAAGCAAGUCCUUAGAAGACCUGCCCAGAGACAUCCAAGACCACAUCCUCAAGUGCAAAUGUCCGUGCAACCACAUGGGUUAUGGAAAUAUUUCAGUGAGUAACAUAUUAUAUUAAGUUAUUGUUUCUAUACUGUUUCUUGUGCUCUCGUAAUAAUCAAUUUAUUUUAUUUUCCGCUAAAGUCUCCAUGCAUAUUGGCGCCUGAUAAAACGUUGGAGAAGAAACCUUAACUAUUUUUUUAUUAAAUUUGAUCCCUUUUUUCAACACAAAUGUUUUUGUUCACCUCACUGUCAGUCCAUGAUAACAAUUUUCUUCC
Messenger RNA from Hyalella azteca, 1362 nucleotides. RefSeq lists its product as uncharacterized. Lineage: Eukaryota; Metazoa; Arthropoda; Malacostraca; Amphipoda; Hyalellidae. Bases 117 to 1163 code for a protein of 348 amino acids. The record is from RefSeq and is a predicted model, not a curated record. The transcript is spliced from 2 exons.